CCAAGAUUAUGCGCUCCUGGUACCCUAGCUGUUCUUUCUUGCCGCGGUUUGUUUGGACCUCCCCGGGAGCUCUCUUCUCUGCGCUGCAAUGAGUUAUCGCAAGGGAAUCGCUGCUGCUAAGCGGGACAAGAACAAGGGUCGAACGCACGGCUUGACUGAAGAACAGAAGCAGGAGAUCAGGGAGGCUUUCGAUUUGUUCGACACAGAUGGAUCUGGAACAAUCGACGCCAAAGAACUUAAGGUGGCAAUGAGAGCACUCGGUUUUGAGCCGAAGAAAGAAGAGAUCAAGAAGAUGAUAGCCGAUGUUGAUAAAGACGGUAGCGGGACAAUCGAUUUCGAGGAGUUUCUUCAGAUGAUGACUGCUAAGAUGGGAGAGCGCGAUUCCAAGGAAGAGAUCAUGAAAGCAUUUCGCUUGUUUGACGACGACGAGACCGGAAAGAUCUCCUUCAAGAAUCUCAAGCGAGUUGCAAAGGAGCUAGGAGAAAACAUGACGGACGAGGAACUUCAGGAGAUGAUCGACGAAGCCGAUCGCGAUGGUGAUGGUGAGAUAAGCGAGGAAGAAUUCUACAGGAUCCUGAAGAAGACAAGCCUGUUCUAGAAGAACAUGUAGUCGCUCUUGUGCAAAACAAGCAUUCGAUUAUAGCCACCUAGAAAUCUAGUAUAAGCACUGACUUGACAAAUUCAAUCGAGCAAGGAACCUAUCAGAAUCUCCUA
This is a messenger RNA of Selaginella moellendorffii, 714 nucleotides long. Its product is annotated as caltractin. The transcript has 7 exons. Gene Ontology annotation, cellular component: centriole; centrosome. Gene Ontology annotation, biological process: mitotic cell cycle; centriole replication. Gene Ontology annotation, molecular function: calcium ion binding. The record is from RefSeq and is a predicted model, not a curated record. Bases 89 to 598 code for a protein of 169 amino acids. NCBI's taxonomy places the organism in Eukaryota, Viridiplantae, Streptophyta, Lycopodiopsida, Selaginellales, Selaginellaceae.